UUGUUUAAGGUCGUAGCAAAGGGCGUAUCUGGUGUUGUAAAAUGGUUCAAUGUGAAGAACGGCUACGGAUUCAUCAAUCGAACCGACACCAACGAAGACAUAUUUGUCCAUCAAACAGCUAUUACCAACAAUAAUCCCAACAAGUUCCUUCGCAGCCUCGGAGAUGGCGAAGAGGUAAGAUUCGAUGUUGUCGAGGGUGCGAAAGGACCAGAGGCCUCCAAUGUUACUGCCAAGGAUGGUGGGCCAGUACAAGGAUCUAAGUACGCUGCUGACCGCAAUUCUGAACGCGGAGGACGUCGAUUCAGGCGCCGCAAUUUCUACCGUGGCGGCCGUCGUGGAGGACAGUCCGGAGGAGAAGGUGCAGAUGCGGAUGGCGGCAAUGAGCAUGAUGGAGACCGGCCAGAAGAGGAGAUCGUUUAG
Molecule: messenger RNA, 420 nt
Organism: Strongylus vulgaris
Lineage: Eukaryota; Metazoa; Nematoda; Chromadorea; Rhabditida; Strongylidae
Source: the annotation of a GenBank genome assembly